Molecule: messenger RNA, 3546 nt
Organism: Dichotomopilus funicola
Lineage: Eukaryota; Fungi; Ascomycota; Sordariomycetes; Sordariales; Chaetomiaceae
Exons: 2
Coding region: 1-3546 (1181 amino acids)
Source: RefSeq, a predicted model, not a curated record
AUGGACACCACCAACCCACGGGACAUUCAACCCAUAGCCUCAACCUUCCCCGACCGGGGCCCAGCCGUCUUCGCAGUAACAACCGCCACGCUGGGGCUAGCGACCCUGUUCGUCGCCGCCCGGCUGGUCUCACGCAUCGGCCUGGUGCGGCGCACGGGCUGGGAUGAUUAUAUGAUUGUGCUGGCGUGGCUGUUGGCGGUGUUUCUGGGGUUGAGUAUUGAUUUGGGGACGAGGGAGGGAUUGGGGAGACAUGAUGAGGAUAUUGAAGACGAAAGAAGGGGGGUGUUGAGGAUGUGUGAAUAUGUUUUUUCUAUUCUUUAUAACCCCGCGCUCAUGGCAACCAAAACCUCCAUCCUCAUAUUCUACCUCCGCCUCUCGAAAAACACCCAAAAAGUCCUCCGCCUCGCCUCCUGGGCCGUUUUGGGAGUUGUCAACCUCGCCGGCACCAUCCUCACCUUCCUCAACAUCUUCCAAUGCACGCCCACCCGCGCCGCCUGGGACAUCCACACGCCCCCCAUCCGCUGCAUCCCGCUUCUCACCGAGUUCAUCUGCUCAGCCCCCGUCAACAUCACGACCGACCUGGCCAUUCUAGCUCUGCCCAUCCCCGUGCUGACGGGUAUGCGGCUACCGCCGCGGCAGAAGACCAUUUUGGUGUUGACGUUUACUCUGGGGGUGUUUGUGACGAUAGUGGAUGUGGUGCGGAUUUAUUAUCUCCAGCAGGCGAUCGAUCAUGUGCCGACCAGUGCAUCGGCGGAUCCGUCGGCGGCGUUUGGGAUGAGUGUGGAUUUCUCGUGGAAUGCUUCGUUCUCGUUGAUGUGGUCGGCCGUGGAGGUCAAUGUGGGGAUUAUUUGUGCGUGUAUUCCGACGUUGAAGCCGUUGAUUAUUCGGAUUCUGCCGGCGAUGAUUAUUGAUCCGGAUGGGACGUUGAGGAGUAGUACGGGGACGGUUGAUAGUACUACGGCGAGUGCGAAGGAUGAGCGCGGAGGCGUAGCUGCUGGAGGAGAGUCGGUGGGGAUUCAGGUGGCUAUUCCGGCUCCGACGUUGUCGUUGACACCGCCGGCUGAGGAGGAAGAUACGGCGUCUCCUUCGCUGCUUGGUCUGGGGUCCCAAUCGGGGUCAGAAGAUAUCUCGAUCCGGGAUUUCCUCGCUACUACCUCUCCGAAUCCCACUCACCCUUAUCAUCACCACCACCACCACCAUCACAGCCAUCAUAAUCACAACCACCGCCGUUCCAUCCUCACCGACACCACAACCAUGACGACCACCACCUCAGCAACCACCAACACAACAGCCCACCGCCACUCCUGGCAAUCCCGCCACUCCCGCCGAUCCUCCCGACAAGUCUACUUCGGCUUCGUCAACAUGCGCCCCCCCAAAAACCUCCUCACCACCUCCCUCCGCGACUCCCUGCGGUACGGCACCGUAACCAGCAUCCUGUUCUUUCUCUGGGGGUUUUCCUACGGUCUGCUCAAUACCCUCAACAAUGCGGUGGCUGCGGUGGCGAAUAUGACGCAGGCGCAGACGCUGGGACUGACGGCGGUGUAUUUUGGCGGGGGGUAUUUGUUGGGACCGUUGUUGGUGGGCGGGUGGUUGUUGAGACAUGAUGAACAUCAUCGGUUGAGGGGGGAGUGUGCAAGGACUGCUGAGGGGGGUCUUAAUGGGGAUCCUGAUCCAAAUCUUGGAGGGGACAGGGUGAGAGCCACACGAAGACGGCCCGGACGAAGAAGACCCCGACGAAGAAGAACCGGAGACGAGUCAGUUGGCGGGUUUAAAGCAACCUUCAUUGCAGGCCUCUGCAUCUACGGCGCCGGUACCAUCAUGUUCUGGCCCGGAGCCGUCGUGGGAUCCUACGGCGGGUUCAUGGCCAGCAGUUUCGUCGUCGGUUUCGGACUCGCCGUGCUCGAGACAGCCGCCAACCCCUUUCUCAUCCUCUGCGGUCCGCCCGAGUACGCCGAUGCCCGGCUGCUGCUUGCUCAGGCCGUCCAGGCCGUUGGGAGUGUCCUCAGCGGUUUGCUCGCUGACCGUGUCUUUUUCGCUGCUCGUCUCGAACGGGGCCACUCCGACUCUUCAACUUCUUCCCCCGGGUCCUCCUCCACCAUCCUCAUCGAAGUCCAAUGGACCUACCUCGCCAUCACCUUGUCGUCUGUCCUCCUCGCCCUCUUCUUCUUCUACAUGCCCCUCCCCGAAGUAACCGACGCCGAGCUCGCCUUCUCCGCCGCCCACCGCUCCCGCAACCUCCCCAUCCCCCCCGAACGCAAAUCCGUCGCCGGUAUCUCCCUCCGCACCUGGGCCCUCUCCCUCGCCGUGCUAGCGCAAUGGUGCUACGUCUCAGCGCAGGAGAACAUGUCGCUGUUUUUUGACCAGCUCAUCUCGGCGUUUGUGACCCCCGUGAAUGGCGAUCGGGAUGCGGCGUUGGCUUCUCCGCAGGCGAGGGGGGCCGCGGGAGGUGGAGGGCCCGGUGGGUUGGCGUUGUCGUUGCCGAAUUACUUGUUUGUGGCGCAUACGGCGUUUGCGGUGUCGAGGUUUGCGGCCGCGGGGGUGUGUAUUUGGGCUGUGCAGCGGGAGCAGAACAAGUCUCCUGCAUUAUCCCCAUCAUCACAAGCAGUAUCAUCCUCCGGUUCUUCUCCCCCAGCACUACCCGACGACAACCUCACCAUCAACCCCCCCAACAACCCCAACACUCACAAAACCAACAAAUAUACCAACGCCCCCUUGACCCUCCUCCUCCUCUCCAUCCUCCUCUCAACCCUCUCUCUUCUCACCGCCCUGACCCUCCACCCCUCAACAACAAACCCUAACCUCGCCACCCUCCCCAUCCUCCUCUUCUUCUUCUUCGAAGGCCCCAUCUGGCCCCUCAUCUUCUCCCUCGGCCUACGCGGUCAGGGAGUCCGUACUAAGCAGGCCGCUGCGUGGUUGACUAUGGGGGGUUGUGGGCCGGGGGUGUGGCCUUUUGUUAGUUAUGGGAUUUUGCAACGAAGUCAGGGAGGAGAAAGGAAUGUGCAGGUGUCGUUGGUGGUGGUUGUUGUGUUGAUGGCGGUUGCGGGGGUUUAUCCGGGGUUUUUGAUGGUGGUUAGGGGGGGAAGGGAGAUGGUGGGGUUGCAGAUGCCGAUCUCUGGAAGGUCUGGAAGGGGAGGAAGUGGUGAUGAUCAUGAUAUGGGUGGCCGUAACGGUAACGGCAACGGCAACGGCAACGAUAACGGUAACGGUAACGAAAGCGACGACGACGACGACGACGACAACGACGACGACAACGACGACGACGACGACAACGACGACGAUAACGACGACGACAACGACGACGACAACGGCACCACCACCAGCAGCAGCAGUGGUCACAACAACGACAUUGGACAGACCCAGCAGCAUGACAGCAAAAACCGCGGUUCACUCAGCCAGCAUUUGUUUCCUGGCUGGUCGCAUCAUCACAACACCACACGAUCGUCGCACCAGGCACAGCAGAGUGGGCACAGAGAGGAAAAGGAAAAGGAGGAUGCGCCGUGGGAGAGUCAGGUGUUGGAUACGAGAAUUUUGCGGGAUAUGCCUUAG